Molecule: messenger RNA, 1266 nt
Organism: Dunckerocampus dactyliophorus (ringed pipefish)
Lineage: Eukaryota; Metazoa; Chordata; Actinopteri; Syngnathiformes; Syngnathidae
Exons: 5
Coding region: 284-1009 (241 amino acids)
Molecular function (GO): peroxiredoxin activity
Source: RefSeq, a predicted model, not a curated record
CGGUGACGUCGACGUACGGCUCAGCGCUCGAUGCGACGUCUACGUCUAUGGAAGAAAGGCAGUAAAAUUCGGCGCAUGAAAUAGACGUCAGAGGGUCUUCUGCGUGUUAUACGAGCGUUCCUGCAAUACGGACUGCGAUUGGAUACUGAAAGUGAAACUGCUUAGAACGUACAGCUGGAGAGACAGGUGUGAGAUGACCAGAAGUAAACUAUAUGCUUGAUUGUAUGAUUUUAAACGUUGGCUAACUUCCUCAACCAUUAUCGCGAUAUAGAAACAAUAUCUAAUGGCGAGUACCUUGGUUCGGAGGUUCUUUCAGGCGUCCACUCACCUUAGGUCCCCGCGUUGGAGCGGCUUGCUCUUGGCCAAGCGGGCUGAGGAAACAGCCAGGGCCAGACAUUUCUCCAGCGAUCCUCCGGAGACAAUCAGCCGCUAUCCAGUGCCUUACAAGAAAGACCUACCGUAUGACAUCGUGGAGCUGAUGGAGGAAGUGGAGUCCAAAGGCGGCUUCCUACCCAAUGUCUUCAAAGUCCUCUCGCACAGGCCUGCAGAGUUUAGAGCUUUCUUCUCCUACUACAAUGAACUCAUGAACAAGGAGACAGGCAGAUUAACCAAGGCGGAUCGUGAGCUGAUUGUGGUGGCCACCAGCAGACACAACAAGUGUCUUUACUGUGUUGUUUCCCAUGGUGCGCUGCACCGCAUCUACUCCAAGAACCCCACACUUUCAGACCAGGUCGUCAUCGACUACGAGAAGGCAGUGCUGCAACCCAGAGAGCGUGCCAUGCUGGACUUCGCCAUGGCCGUGUGCCGCGCCGACGCCAUCACCGAGCGGCACUUUAAAUCUUUAGAAGAGGCGGGCUUUGACCGUGAGGACGCCUGGGACAUCGCCGCCAUCGCCGCCUUCUUCGCCAUGUCUAACCGUCUCGCCCACCUCACUGACAUGCAGCCCAACCUGGAGUUUUAUAGCAUGGGGCGUGUACCGCGGGACAAGCGCAAAGACAGUGACAAGUGACAUAACAGUCGGCCACACUAACGGCAUGCAAAGAUUUUAUCACACAACGAAGCCAUGCCUUUCUUUCAGUUGGUCUUUUCACUUUAGACUUAAAUGCAAAUCAGAGCCCAUGCUUUGUAAAACUGGCGAUGAUUAAAUACUGCAUUAUUUGGGAUAAAUUUAGUCUAUUUUGCCUACAAAAGUGUAACAUUUUAAAUUAUUUUUUUGUAAUUAAUCAAUUAAUAAAGUUUGAAAGCUGUGCUGAUUCUUCCUGUGGU